AUGUCGUCAGCGAAGGCAGCUAAUUUCGCGAUGCUGCGGAGAGCCCAGCGGCAUCUUUAUUACCGCGACGGAAUCAGCACGUGCGAGCAGGGCAAGCAGUCGCAGCAGGCCUUGUCGCUGCUCUGCGCGACGUGGGAAGCAAAACUGAAGCCCGACGUUAUUAGCUGCAGCGCUGGGAUCAACGCGCGCGGGAAGGGCGACCAGUGGCAGCGCUCAGGGAAAUGCGGAAGGCGAAAUUGGAGCUCGCCGUCGUCAACUUCAAAGCUGCGAUUAGGGCUCGGGCGUGGCUCAGCUAGAGGUGGGACGCAGAGUUGA
Messenger RNA from Prorocentrum cordatum, 315 nucleotides. NCBI's taxonomy places the organism in Eukaryota, Dinophyceae, Prorocentrales, Prorocentraceae. The record is from the annotation of a GenBank genome assembly.